AUGGUCGAAGAGUUACAAGGAAUUGAAAGAAACAACACAUGGGAGUUAGUCGAAUUUCCAGCACAUACAAAAGCUAUCAAAGUGAAGUAUGUGUUCAAGUUGAAGCGCAAUGUCGGUGGGUCGAUAGCAAGACACAAUGAGAGAUUGGUAGCUCGAGUAAGUGGAAGUAGCUUGGAGAUCUUAUCGAAGUUUAAAGAGCUGAUGAAAAAGGAAUUUGAAAUGUCAGAUUUGAGAAUUUUGUCUUAUUUCCUAGGCAUGGAAUUUCAAAUAUCGAAGCAAGGUAUGAUGCUAUGUCAAAGAAAGUAUGUUAAAGAGAUAAUCAAGAGAUUCCAUAUGGAUGAUUUGACUCCUACAUCUUCACCGGUUGAACAAAACUUGAAGUUGGAGAAGCAUGGGGAGGAAGACAAAGUCGAUGCAACUUUGUUCAAACAAAUUGUCGGAUCUCUGAGAUAUGUGUGCAACAAUAGACCUGAUAUAGGUUUCUCAGUCGGAUAA
Lathyrus oleraceus (garden pea) is the source of this 495-nucleotide messenger RNA. RefSeq lists its product as uncharacterized. The record is from RefSeq and is a predicted model, not a curated record. The transcript has 2 exons. NCBI's taxonomy places the organism in Eukaryota, Viridiplantae, Streptophyta, Magnoliopsida, Fabales, Fabaceae. The coding region runs from base 1 to 495 and encodes 164 amino acids.